This is a messenger RNA of Parastagonospora nodorum SN15, 102 nucleotides long. RefSeq lists its product as hypothetical. The coding region runs from base 1 to 102 and encodes 33 amino acids. The record is from RefSeq and is a predicted model, not a curated record. The transcript has 2 exons. Lineage: Eukaryota; Fungi; Ascomycota; Dothideomycetes; Pleosporales; Phaeosphaeriaceae.
AUGGGCGCCGGAAUCACGCACAGUUUGCAUCAUCUCGCAUCCUUGCGGCGGUCCGAGAGUGAAAUCUGGGGUUGCCAACUCGUCUGUGCUCUUGCGGAAUGA